Phytophthora nicotianae INRA-310 is the source of this 1461-nucleotide messenger RNA. RefSeq names its product TKL protein kinase. The record is from RefSeq and is a predicted model, not a curated record. Gene Ontology annotation, molecular function: ATP binding; protein kinase activity. Bases 1 to 1461 code for a protein of 486 amino acids. Lineage: Eukaryota; Oomycota; Peronosporomycetes; Peronosporales; Peronosporaceae. The transcript has 2 exons. Gene Ontology annotation, biological process: protein phosphorylation.
AUGCCUCAAAUCGUCAUUGACACUUUAGAUGUUACGAUUGGGAUUGCCGGAACUGUGUCCCUGAUGCUCGGCUCUGUGGGUUUCGGUGUAUUGUUCGGGAUAUUCUAUGAUGUGUACGCUAUUUUCUGGGCUCCCACGAGUGCAUGCCUCGUCGCAGCUAUCAUCAGUCGCAUCUCAAUCUAUUGCGUCAACGAUAAUGUAGCGGGGAUUAUCACGUGUGCUCUAACUUCAGCUAUCAGCAUCAGUGCAUGCAUCUUCACUUCCGUGAAGAUGGAACUAAUCUAUCGCGACGUGGGCUCUGUAAUAACGUUAGCAGGAGUCAUAAUCAUCAUAUUCACAGUUAUCGAACUCGGAAUUGUCUUAAUCAUGUGGAGAAAACGACUCAAGAACAAAAUCGAUAUCAAGCACGACAUCCUAGUAGAAGACGGCGGGUCCGAUGUGAUUGGUGCACGCUACGAAUACCAUCAGUCCCCUGUUGCUAACACCAGCAAUGCAACUUUUCAUGAAACUCCCACGACGCAACGCACUGCCUCUCGUAAUACUCGUGAUCGUUCACGUAACAAAGUGAACCUUUGGGAUGACGAUGUGAUAACGACAGCGCGAAUUCCAAAAGACAAGAUUAUCAUGGAGAACCUGAUCAGUCAAGGAGGGUACGGGGAGGUGUACAAAGGAACUUUCAACGGACUCUCAGUCGCAGUUAAGAGGAUGUUGCCAGCACACCGCAAGAGCGUCGCCCACGUCAACAACUUCUUGGCUGAAGUCAAACUAAUGGCUUCGCUUGAGCACUCUUGUAUUGUUGAGUUCGUGGGUGUCGCGUGGGAUGCGCUUAGUGAUGUUUGUGCCGUUAUUGAGUUCAUGGAUGGUGGGGAUUUGAGAGGACUGCUCACGUCGUAUCAUAAUCACCACCAUCCCGUUGGCUUCGACUGUGACAAAGUGAAGAUCGCUCUGCAUGUUGCGCACGCUCUCACAUAUCUCCAUUCCUUGAGUCCUGUAGUGAUCCAUCGCGAUCUCAAGUCGAGGAAUAUUCUACUCACAUCGGAUCUAGAUGCCAAGUUGACGGACUUCGGUGUGUCUCGCGAACGUGUAGACCAUACGAUGACGGCUGGAGUGGGUACGUCGUUGUGGAUGGCACCGGAAGUUCUCAUGGGAGAACGGUACGACGACAAGGCCGAUAUUUUCUCGUUCGGGGUGGUGUUGUCGGAACUGGAUCUGCAGGUUCUGCCUUACUCUCAUGCCACUGACAGCGAUGGAUCAGGCCACCGUAUGCGUGACUUGGCGAUUCUCCAGCGGAUGGCAAUGGGGAAGUUGCGUGUCCAGUUUUCGUGCGACGCAUUGGCGUCGAUGGUCGAUCUGGGGAAUGCGUGUGUUUCCUUGGCCCCGAAAGACCGACCGACUGCGGCUGAAGUGCUGUUCAUCAACUUCAUCUUCAUCAACUUCGACUUCAGUAACAAUGGCAAAUGA